Physella acuta is the source of this 1042-nucleotide messenger RNA. RefSeq names its product NFU1 iron-sulfur cluster scaffold homolog, mitochondrial. The record is from RefSeq and is a predicted model, not a curated record. Gene Ontology annotation, molecular function: iron-sulfur cluster binding; iron ion binding. NCBI's taxonomy places the organism in Eukaryota, Metazoa, Mollusca, Gastropoda, Physidae. Gene Ontology annotation, biological process: iron-sulfur cluster assembly. Gene Ontology annotation, cellular component: mitochondrion.
AAUACUGCGUUACUACAAUAUGGCGACCCUCACUGUGAUUUGUAGAAGAAAACCUUCAAUAUUUAGGCAAUUAAUUUCAUCAUCAACCCAACCACACUUCUUGGUAACUGAAGCUGUCAGUUCAAAAUGUUUUCAUCGCUGCUUAUGGACACAAAAGAUAACCUCAGGCACAUCCCAGGAUGUUAUUCUGAGAAGACAAAUAAAACCCAGUUUUUUAAAUGCAGCCCGCAGCAUGUUUAUCCAGACAUUAGAUACACCAAAUCCUAACAGUCUGAAGUUUAUGCCUGGAGAAAAGGUGUUGGACUCUGGCACAUUUGACUUUCCACAUCCUAAAUCUGCACAAAGCUCUCCACUUGCCAAGAUGUUGUUUCGCAUUGAAGGAGUGAAAGGUGUUUUCUUGUCAAAGGAUGCAGUGACAAUAACUAAAGCAGAUGAUGAUAUAGACUGGGCUGUUCUGAAGCCAGAAAUAUUUGCAGUUAUUAUGGAUUUUUUUGCAAGUGGUCUACCAGUCUUAACUGAUGAGAAACCAUUAGGUGCUACAGAAAUCACAGAAGAUGAUGAUGAAACUGUAGCUUUGAUCAAAGAGCUACUUGAUACAAGGAUUCGACCAACUGUACAGGAAGAUGGAGGAGAUAUUGUAUAUAUGGGUUUUGAGAAAGGAGUGGUAAAGCUAAAGAUGCAAGGCUCCUGUAGCAGCUGUCCCAGUUCCAUUGUGACAUUAAAACAUGGUGUCCAGAAUAUGUUGCAGUUUUAUAUCCCUGAAGUUCAAGCCGUAGAGCAGGUCACAGAUGAAGUAGAUGAAGUUUCAGAGAAUGAAUUCAAAAAACUAGAUGAUAAGCUCAAUAAAAAGAAAUAAGUUUGUGAAGUAAACAUCUAACUCAAGAUCAAUAAAUGAUUUGUUUGUUCUAACAGAAAAAAAAAUCUGUAAAAGUUUUUUUCUGUUAUUGACCUAGACUUUUGGGUAGUGACAUAUUAGAUGUUGCAAGUGGGAGAAUACCUAUGUCUUCAAUAUGAAUUAAACUGUACAUAAUUACAAUAUCAA